CAGCCACGUAUGCUUAUAGACACGUGUGCACAGGCAUGCACGCGGUCAUGUGCAAACGUGCAAACAGACAUGGCCAGUCCCCGCUGCCUGACUCUCCGUUCUCCUCCAGCAGGCACCUCCGUCCUUCCCGAUGACCCUCCUUUGGCUGACGCUGCUCCUGGUCGCCACGCCCUGUCUCCUGCAAACCAAGGAGGAUCCAAAUGCACCAAUCAGGAAUCUAAGGAUGAAAGAAAAGGCUCAGCAGUUGAUGUGGGACCUGAACAGAAACGUGACCGACGUGGAGUGUAUCAAAGGCACCGACUAUUCUAUGCCGGCAAUGAACAACAGCUAUUGCCAGUUCGGAGCCAUUUCCUUAUGUGAAGUGACCAACUACACCGUCCGAGUGGCCAGUCCCCCGUUCUCCACGUGGAUCCUCUUCCCUGAGAACAGUGGGACGCCUCAGGCAGGCGCGGAGAAUCUGACCUGCUGGGUUCAUGACGUGGAUUUCUUGAGCUGCAGCUGGGUGGUAGGCCCGGCGGCCCCCGCUGACGUCCAGUACGACCUGUACUUGAACAAUCCCAACAGCCACGAACAGUACAGGUGCCUUCACUACACAACGGAUGCUCGGGGAACACAGAUCGGGUGUCGGUUCGAUGACAUCGCUCGACUCUCCCGCGGUUCUCAAAGUUCCCACAUCCUGGUGAGGGGCAGGAGCGCAGCCGUCAGUAUCCCCUGCACAGAUAAGUUUGUCUUCUUUUCACAGAUUGAGAGAUUAACUCCACCCAACAUGACUGGAGAGUGUAAUGAGACACAUUCCUUCAUGCACUGGAAAAUGAAAAGUCAUUUCAAUCGCAAAUUCCGCUAUGAGCUUCGGAUCCAAAAGAGAAUGCAGCCUGUAAGGACAGAACAGGUGAGUGUUGCGUAGCCCCAGACGCUGUACUUGACAUUGCAAAGGGUGAG
Messenger RNA from Macaca mulatta (Rhesus monkey), 939 nucleotides. The record is from RefSeq and is a predicted model, not a curated record. Lineage: Eukaryota; Metazoa; Chordata; Mammalia; Primates; Cercopithecidae.